CGGCUGUAUGCGCUACUCACACACCGAGAAAAGUGUAUGUGAAAGAGAGAGAGAGAGAGACGACAGAUAAUGUGUGUGUAAGUGAGUGAGAGAAGGAACGCUACUAGUGGAAUAGAGUGCAAGAGAGAGACGACUCACGGUAGCACCAGAAGACUCCUUGAGCUCACAAUCCAUCGGGCUUCAAGAACUAACGGCAACAAGAGGAUUAUUCUUGUUUUUUAAUUUCCUUUUUUUUUUUUUUUUACAUUUUUCUCUUCAUCUGCCUCCUGAGCAACACUUUACUUUUUGAGAGAUUUGAAGAGGUAUAAUACGUUUUUUUUCUGGAAUAGAGAGUUAAAAAAAAACAAAAAAAAAACUUUCCAUUUCUUGAAACGUUUAAAAGAAAAGCCCCAGUUUAUCGUCAGAAUACUUUCCGAGACUCGCUCACUGUUUCCACGCGCUCUGGGAGCGGGACAAAUACUUGUCAAACUGACUUUAAAAAAAAAUCCAUUAUAUAUAUAUAUUUUUUUAACUUAUUUAGGGCAAUUUCAAAUCAAACCAACAUGAGAUUUCAAAACGUUAAUUCAUCAGUGUACACUCUCGUUGAAUGAUCUCCUUCAUGAACGUUUUGAGGAGUUAUAUAGGACGUUUUAAAUGCCUUUUAUUUCACCCUACUGAUUGAUAGCCAAACUUUGAAACUGUGAGAGAGGGGAAGUAGUUUAGCGCAUCACCUGUUGAGCUUCCCACAGGCCUACUCACUCAACUCAAAUUCAAGUCGAUCUAUUUCAACAACAUUUGCUCUAUCGCAACUUUUUUUUUUUCAUAGUUAUAUUUCAUAAUCAAUCAAUUAUAAUCAAUCAAGUCCCUUUAUCGAUAACCAUCAAUUGAUUAUUGAUUAUCAUCAGAGCAUUUCCAAUUCCAUCCCUGAAACCCAACUUCUCCCAACGACAUCGUGGUGAGAUCAGGGGAUUUUCUUCCCACCAAUCACCAUCACUCAGACACCGACCCUUCCUCGCCAUGCUAUUCGAUAACUUUGACCUGGUGUCAGCCUUGGCCACCCUAGCGGCCUGCGCGGUGUCCAUGGCCCUCCUCCUAGUUGUGUCCCAGCAACUCUGGCAGCUCCGAUGGACAUCAACACGAGACAAAAACUGCAAGCUGCCGAUGCCUAAAGGUUCCAUGGGGUUCCCCAUCAUAGGAGAAACCUGCCACUGGCUCGUCCAGGGAUCGGCGUUCCACGCAUCAAGGAGGCAGAAGUACGGCAACGUCUUCAAGACCCACCUGCUGGGACGCCCCCUGAUCCGGGUCACCGGUGCAGAGAACGUCCGGAAGGUUCUAAUGGGAGAGCACACGUUGGUCAGCGUGGACUGGCCUCAGAGCACCUCGACCCUACUGGGACCCAACUCACUGGCGAACUCCAUAGGAGAUAUACACCGCAAGAGGAGAAAGGUCUUCUCCAAGGUGUUCAGUCAUGAGGCUCUGCAGUCCUACCUCCCUAAGAUCCAGCAGGUGAUCCAGGAGUCACUGAGGCUGUGGAGCUCCAACCCAGAACCCAUCAACGUCUACAGGGAAUCCCAGAGGCUGUCGUUCCACAUGGCAGUGAGGGUACUGCUGGGGUUCAGCGUAGCAGACGAGGAGAUGAGACACCUGUUCACCACCUUCCAGGAGUUCAUAGACAACAUCUUCACUCUGCCGUUGGACCUGCCAUUCAGUGGAUACAGGAAGGGCAUCUGUGCCAGGGACACACUCCAGAAGGGGAUAGAAAAGGCCAUCAGGGAGAAACCCCUCUGUUCCCAGGGGAAGGAUUAUAGCGACGCACUAGAUAUCCUACUGGAGAGCGCGAAAGAGAACGGCACCGAACUCACCAUGCAGGAACUCAAGGAGGCGACCAUCGAGCUGAUCUUCGCAGCGUUUGCCACCACGGCCAGUGCCUCCACCUCUCUCAUCAUGCAGCUCCUACGCCACCCUGCCGUGCUGGAGAAGUUACGAGAGGAGCUCCGGACCAGGGGGAUCCUCCACAACGGCUGUCUAUGCGAGGGGGAACUGGGUCUGGACACCAUCGUUAGUCUGAAGUAUCUGGACUGUGUGAUUAAGGAGGUGCUGAGGCUCUUCACGCCCGUGUCUGGGGGUUAUAGGACGGCCCUGCAGACCUUUGAACUAGACGGGGUACAGAUCCCGAAGGGUUGGAGUGUGAUGUACAGCAUCAGAGACACACACGACACCUCCUCCGUCUUCAAGGACGUGGACGCCUUCGACCCCGACCGCUUCUCCCAGGAACGCUGCGAGGACAAGGAGGGACGCUUCCACUACCUCCCGUUCGGCGGCGGCAUCCGCUCCUGUCUCGGGAAACAGCUCGCCACUCUCUUCCUCCGUAUACUGGCCAUCGAGCUGGCCAGCACCAGCCGGUUUGAGUUGGCGACCCGGAAUUUCCCUAGAGUGGUGACGGUGCCGGUGGUUCACCCGGUGGACGGGUUGAAGGUGAAGUUCUACGGUCUGGAUUCUAACCAGAAUGAGAUUUCAUCCGAUCUCCUAGCCGACAUCAAGACGGAAGAGCUCCCGGGAGCCGCGGUGUAGAUCGUUGAUCUGGAUUGGACGAAGCAAGGAGGAAGGAGGAAGGGAGGUAUGGAGGAGAAAGGAGAGAGAAGAGGAGGAUUGGUGGAGGAUAUGACAGAAAUAACAAAUGAGGAUGGGAGACUGGGAGGGGUUUAGUUUCCUCUUUUUUCAUUCUACUGAUGUCUUGGAAUGUUGGAGGUCUCCUUUGAACUCUAAAAAGGAACUUCAGAAUUCCGAUUUCUUCUCUCUGUCGUUUUGUUUGUCAGUUGUCAGAACUUUCUGGGAGAUAAAGAAGAACAGAAGCUGCCAAAAAAAAGUUUAUAAUCUCUAUUCCUUUUGUUUUCCAAUAAAUAUACAAAACUAUGUAUGACUAAAUUGAAAAGUUAUGUAAUAUAAUGAAUGAUUUAAAAAAAUAUAGAAAGUAACAUUAGGUGAAGUUUAGCGCAAUUAGGAAACAGAUUCAUGGAGAAGUGUAUUUGGAUGGAGGGAUGAAAUAAAUAAAGAAAGAAAGAAAGAAAGAAAGAAAGAAAGAAAGAAAGAAAGAAAGAAAGAAAGAAAGAAAGAAAGAAAGAAAGAAAGAAAGGAGGGAUAAAGGAUAAAACAGGGUAAAAUGGUUUAUGAACAUUUGGGAAAUAAUAAGAGUGGGGAAUCUGCACAAGUGAGAGAGAUGAUCUCAAUGUGAAAAAACAAGACAGAGAGAGAGACAGAGAGAGAGACAGAGAGAGAGAGAGAGAGACAGAGACAGAGAGAGAGAGAGAGAGAGAACAGAGAGAGACAGAAACAGAGAGAGAGAGAACAGAGAGAGACAGAAACAGAGAGAGAGAGAGAGAGAGAGAGAUGGGUAUAUUUUGUUUUAAGGCCUAGGGGUGAUAUAUGUAUUGCAUGGUGCUUUAGCUCCAGUCUUGACAAGCUAUAUCAUGUUCCUCCAGUCCUGCACUAACCUACCUGUCUUAAACAAUCAACCUAUCACCUAUCACAAUUCAGUCAAUUCGCCUGGGCUGGGUCUUAGCGCUGGGAUGGGUACAAAACCCAGGAACUGGACCUUGACUAUCUAGAAGUGGAGUUGAAACAGUGACCCUAGAGAACUUCAGGGAUGAAGGAGAUACUGGAACGGUAUUUCAGUGUGUUUAAUAACUCAGGUGGGGAAGCGGAUCUUUCCUUGGAUGGAUUUUAAGGACUUGAUUUCUUUAUUUUUUUACUGCACAUAAGAAAGUGACUCUAAGUUGUUAUUAACCACGUUCCUUCCUCUCCCCCCUUCCAACCCUCAAACCUGUGAUGUCAUAUGCAGACGUGUGUCUGUCAGUCGGGCCUGAGGACUGGGCUUCUGAUGGACAUAACAAAGCUAAGUCAGAGAGAGAGGGAGAGUGUCAUUGACCUCUGUGGAACGCCAUGGUGACAUUUUGACAUUGCUGCUCCUCUUUAUCAACACUAAAAUGCAAAAAAUAUUACAAACUUUAUUAGCUAACUAGAUUAAUAAACAACGUGCGCCGAUAUCAAAAUCAGUCUCAGAACUUAUUGCUAACUCAAACAUCAAGAAAUGUCCAUCAUGGAGACGGAAGGGUAACACUACCAAAACAGAACUCCUUCCUUUAUGACUCAUCAAUAGAACACUUCUGGGUGUCACAAACAUUCCGGAACAAUCCCGUAAAAACAACUUUCCCGGAAUCGUUGGACAGUUGUGGACACACCUACUAAUUUCCAUGUUUCUUCUUUAUUUUUUUUUUACUAUUUUCUACAUUGUAGAUAGUGAAGACAUCAGAAACUAUGAAAUAACACGGAAUGGAAUCAUGUAGAAACCAAAAAAAAAAAAAUAUUAAUAAUUAAAACAAAUGAAAAUAUAUUUUAUAUUUGAGAUUCUUUAAAGUAGCCACCCUUUGCCUUGAUGACAGCUUUGAACACUUUUGGCAUGCCUGUCUAUAACAAUAAUAAUAAUGUAAUAUAAUAAUGUCUAUAAUGUUAUAUAGACUUAUAUAUCCUGUGACCAACCACACCACUGAUUAUUUAUACUUACCAUAAGUACAGUGAGCUGCUUCUGUGUUUCUAGCUGAGAGUUCUAGAACUGCUAAGAUAUAUAGAUUGCAAGUGAGAUUCUUCCCCAAUUUUUAUCUUAUUUUUUUAUUAUUAUUAUUAUUAUUGUUAUUAUUUUAUUUUUUAUUAUUUUUAUUUUUUUUGAAAAGUAAGACAGUGACGGGCUGUUUAUGUUAAAUCCGAUUCUUCUGUUUAACAAGCCAUGGGGUAACAUCUGUUUAAUAAUAUUAUCAUGAUUGGUAUUAUUCACUAUUAAUAUUUGUCAUUGAAUUAAAAUAUUAUAAUAAGUUUUAUUAUAUUUUCAGAAUAGAGUUCAAGUAUAAAUUACAAAAGUAUUUUUGUUGGUAAAUAUUGUUAUAUUUAGUAUGAUACGAAUAAUUUCCGUUAUAUAUUGUAAAACAUUGCUGAAUGUGUUAAUAUUGCUUAUUGUAUUAGAUAUUAUUAUGUUGGGUUAUUAUUAUUAUUACAAUUAUUAUUAUCAUUACAUUAAUUAAUUAUUAGAAUUAAGAAGUUAAGCACUUGCGAGGUAUGUUAUUAUGGAAGUGUCACAUGACUGUCACAUGACUGUCACAUGACUGUCACAUGAUUACAUUGGUUCUUUUAUCUGAAUGCAUCCCAAAUGGCUCUGGUCUAAAGUAGUGCACUAUAUAGGGAAUAGGGCUCUGGUCUAAAGUAGUGCACUAUAUAGGGAAUAGGGCUCUGGUCUAAAGUAGUGCACUAUAUAGGGAAUAGGGCUCUGGUCUAUAGUAGUGCACUAUAUAGGGAAUAGGGCUCUGGUCUAAAGUAGUGCACUAUAUAGGGAAUAGGGCUCUGGUCUAAAGUAGUGCACUAUAUAGGGAAUAGGGCUCUGGUCUAAAGUAGUGCACUAUAUAGGGAAUAGGGCUCUGAUCUAAUGGAGUGCACUAUAUAGGGAAUAGAGCUCUGGUCUAAAGUAGUGCACUAUAUAGGGAAUAGAGCUCUGGUCUAAAGUAGUGCACUAUAUAGGGAAUAGGUCUCUGGUCUAAAGUAGUGCACUAUAUAGGGAAUAGGGCUCUGGUCUAUAGUAGUGCACUAUUUAGGGAAUAGGGCUCUGGUCUAAAGGAGUGCACUAUAUAGGGAAUAGAGCUCUGGUCUAAAGUAGUGCACUAUAUAGGGAAUAGGUCUCUGGUCUAUAGUAGUGCACUAUAUAGGGAAUAGGGCUCUUGUCUAAAGUAGUGCACUAUAUAGGGAAUAGGGCUCUGGUCUAAAGUAGUGCACUAUAUAGGGAAUAGGGCUCUGGUCUAUAGUAGUGCACUAUAUAGGGAAUAGGGCUCUGGUCUAAAGUAGUGCACUAUAUAGGGAAUAGGGCUCUGGUCUAAAGUAGUGCACUAUAUAGGGAAUAGGUCUCUGGUCUAUAGUAGUGCACUAUAUAGGGAAUAGGGCUCUGGUCUAAAGUAGUGCACUAUAUAGGGAAUAGGGCUCUGGUCUAAAGGAGUGCACUAUAUAGGGAAUAGGGCUCUGGUCUAAAGUAGUGCACUAUAUAGGGAAUAGUGCUCUGGUCUCAAGUAGUGCACUAUAUAGGGAAUAGGGCUCUGGUCUAUAGUAGUGCACUAUAUAGGGAAUAGGGCUCUGGUCUAAAGUAGUGCACUAUAUAGGGAAUAGGGCUCUGGUCUAAAGUAGUGCACUACAUAGGGAAUAGGGCUCUGGUCUAAAGUAGUGCACUAUAUAGGAAAUAGGGCCCUGGUCUAUAGUAGUGCACUAUAUAGGGAAUAGGGCUCUGGUCUAAAGUAGUGCACUAUAUAGGGAAUAGGGCUCUGGUCUAAAGGAGUGCACUAUAUAGGGAAUAGGGCUCUGGUCUAAAGUAGUGCACUAUAUAGGGAAUAGUGCUCUGGUCUCAAGUAGUGCACUAUAUAGGGAAUAGGGCUCUGGUCUAUAGUAGUGCACUAUAUAGGGAAUAGGGCUCUGGUCUAAAGUAGUGCACUAUAUAGGGAAUAGGGCUCUGGUCUAAAGUAGUGCACUAUAUAGGGAAUAGGGCUCUGGUCUAAAGUAGUGCACUAUAUAGGGAAUAGGGCUCUGGUCUAAAGUAGUGCACUAUAUAGGGAAUAGGGCUCUGGUCUAAAGUAGAGUACUAUAUAGGGCUCUGGUCUAAAGUAGUGCACUAUAUAGGGAAUAGGGCUCUGGUCUAUAGUAGUGCACUGUAUAGGGAAUAGGGCUCUGGUCUAAAGUAGUGCACUAUAUAGGGAAUAGGGCUCUGGUCUAUAGUAGUGCACUAUAUAGGGAAUAGGGCUCUGGUCUAAAGUAGUGCACUAUAUAGGGAAUAGGGCUCUGGUCUAAAGUAGUGCACUAUAUAGGAAAUAGGGCUCUGGUCAAAGUAGUGUACUAUAUAGGGAAUAGGGCUCUGGUCUAAAGUAGUGUACUAUAUAGGGAAUAGGGCUCUGGUCUAUAGUAGUGCACUAUAUAGGGAAUAGGGCUCUGGUCUAAAGUAGUGUACUAUAUAGGGAAUAGGGCUCUGGUCUAUAGUAGUGCACUAUAUAGGGAAUAGGGCUCUGGUCUAAAGUAGUGCACUAUAUAUGGAAUAGGGCUCUGGUCUAAAGUAGUGCACUAUAUAGGAAAUAGGGCGCCAUUUGGGGUGCAACCUCUGUCUGUCUGUCUGUCUGUCUGUCUGUCUGUCUGUCUGUCUGUCUGUCUGUCUGUCUGUCUGUCUGUCUGUCUGUCUGUCUGUCUGUCUGUCUGUCUGUCUGUCUGUCUGUCUGUCUGUCUGUUCCUAAUAUGUUUAUUUUAUUUUCCAGAUCGCAACAAUUUUAAUUAGUUUAAAUAUGAAUGUUUUUUCAUCUUUUUGUCACCGUUAUUCUUACAUGUAAUAAAAUAUAAUGUGAAAUUAA
Molecule: messenger RNA, 7397 nt
Organism: Oncorhynchus masou masou (cherry salmon)
Lineage: Eukaryota; Metazoa; Chordata; Actinopteri; Salmoniformes; Salmonidae
Product: cytochrome P450 26B1-like
Exons: 7
Coding region: 997-2550 (517 amino acids)
Biological process (GO): sterol metabolic process
Molecular function (GO): monooxygenase activity; heme binding; oxidoreductase activity, acting on paired donors, with incorporation or reduction of molecular oxygen
Source: RefSeq, a predicted model, not a curated record